UUCUAAUAAAUUAUUUACAAUUUAUUUGGAAAAAAUGUAGACGGAGUAGUUAGCUAACCAAAUAACAGAAGAGGCUAACACCAAACAAGCGCCGGCCAAACGAAAUGGGAUAUUCCAUGCCGUUGCACCUUAACCUUUCUUCUUCCACUUCAACCAUAAUCUCUCCAAUGGCUGCUACACUUCUUCCUCAUCCUCACUCCUUCUCUUCCUCUCGUCUUCCCCUAUCCCAUCUUUCUUUUCCAGCUUCUGCUUCACUCCUCACUUUCCGCUCCAACCGCCACCGUUCUUCCCUUUCCGUCUCCGCCUCCCUAUCCACCGCAGAAUCUCAGACCACCUCCGGUUCCUAUGGCGACAAAAAACUCCUCCUCGAAGUCAAAGAUUUGACUGCCGUUAUUGCCGAAUCGAAGCAGGAGAUUCUCAAGGGUGUUAACCUCACCGUCUAUGAAGGAGAGAUUCAUGCUGUGAUGGGGAAAAACGGUUCUGGGAAGAGCACGUUUGCUAAGGUUCUUGUAGGUCAUCCAGACUAUGAAGUUACAGGGGGUAGUAUGGUUUUUAAAGGGGAAAACUUGUUGGAAAUGGAGCCAGAGGACCGCUCCGUUGCUGGCCUUUUUAUGAGUUUCCAAUCCCCAGUUGAGAUUCCGGGUGUGAGCAAUAUUGACUUUCUGAACAUGGCUUACAAUGCUCGAAGGAGAAAACUUGGUCUGCCGGAGCUUGGACCAAUCGAGUUCUAUGCUUACAUAUUUCCUAAACUUGACCUUGUCAACAUGAAGACGGACUUUCUCAAUAGAAAUGUUAAUGAAGGAUUUAGUGGUGGUGAAAAGAAGCGGAAUGAGAUUUUACAACUUGCGGUUUUGGGGGCUGACAUGUCUAUAUUAGAUGAAAUAGAUUCUGGAUUGGAUGUUGACGCACUUCGCGAUGUGGCAAAAGCAGUAAACAGUUUACUGACUCCAAAAAAUUCUGUGUUGAUGAUUACUCAUUAUCUGCGACUGUUGGAAUUCAUAAAGCCUUCAUAUAUUCAUGUUAUGGAGGAUGGAAAAAUUGUGAAGACAGGAGACAUCAACAUAGCCAAAAUUCUUGAGAAAGAAGGAUAUAAAGGAAUUUCUGAUGCAUAACUGCCAAGAAUAGAUCCUCAUCCUGUAAAAGAAUGUCCGCCUAUGCAGCGCAGCACGAGGAUUUUACUGGAUAUUGCAACCAUAAGGUAUGGUGAGGCUUCGUUGGUGACUCUUUCUUCAAAACAUGGUGUUGCUAUGCAAAUGGUAUUGAGUUUAUUUUUGUCUCUUUAAUGCAGAAAGUUGUCUUAAGACAGGAAGAUGCCAGGAAAACCUAGGAAUUGGUAGUAAUACAUUUCUCAGGCUGGUAGAACUAAUUUAUUUUUACUUCUUUUUCUUACCCUAAACUCGAAAGUCAAUAAAUAUUUUUUGAUGAGUCUAGUCUGAUUCGCAAUAGGUAUAGUAUCUUUCAACAAUUGAAACAAAUGUGAUGUUUUGAUACUUUAGAAGUUGAUUGAAAGGUUUAGAUUGUGUUCCUUGUACUUGUAUGUAACUUACACUCUUGGGUGUUGUUUGAAGAGUAAAACAAUAAACAUUAUUUAUGAUAUUCAAAUUGGAUGUUAAAAA
Cannabis sativa is the source of this 1616-nucleotide messenger RNA. RefSeq names its product ABC transporter I family member 6, chloroplastic. The transcript is spliced from 7 exons. NCBI's taxonomy places the organism in Eukaryota, Viridiplantae, Streptophyta, Magnoliopsida, Rosales, Cannabaceae. The coding region runs from base 105 to 1112 and encodes 335 amino acids. The record is from RefSeq and is a predicted model, not a curated record. Gene Ontology annotation, molecular function: ATP binding; ATP hydrolysis activity.